UGCUGUAACUGUGGGCUCAUUCCAGAGAAUCUAAAGCUCAGUUGAUCAGCCUCUCACAUUUUCUUACUUCAGAUGAAUCUGGACUGCAAGAUCCCUGUUAGGAAGGAAUGGCACUGCUCGGUAAUUUGCUCUGUAGGAUGUUGAGCCUCGCUCUCCCUGGCCCAAAUGCAAGAUGUCAGGAGGAAAACGGGGAGCCUGGUGCAGAUCCUGGGAGUUCAGCACAGAGCUGUAAGGAUGAACUCAUGUGUAAUUCUCCAGCCUGAACAGACCAGGUUUCUAAGGAUCCAUCCCUACAAAUACAGGGAAUAAUGCAAGGAGUGCUCCUGAGGAAACACCCCCCAAGAAUCCUAUGAACAGUCUGGCUUGAAUGGCUUGGGGAAGUUGUUUGUGUAUGGAAAAAAUAACCAGGAUCUGAAAGUACCUGCUGGCUUGGAUUAGUUUUCUUCUACACUGCCUUUGCCCUCGAAUUGCCCAUGUUUUCUGAAGGCUUAAACACCAUUCAUUAAUUUUUUUUUUAAGUACAACCAAAAAGAUCCCAAGACCCCUGAAUGAAUCUGGUGUUUGCCUAUAACUGCAUUUUCUUCUUUUUCACCAUUUUACUCAGAAUACUGGAAAUGCUGAACAUUAGUGCAGAACUGGUGUCUGGUUUUGUGGCUGGGAUGAUGAGCUGCAGAGGUGGUUUUCCCUCCCCACUCACGUGGAUGCUGCAGGAUACAGAUAAGCUGCUUCUGUUUGACAGCAGCACUCAUUUAAAGCUUUCUGUAUCAUUGCCUGUCCCAACCCGUGGUGCCUCUGGAUUGUCACCCCCGGAGGAACAGCGAAGAGUGGCCUGGAUCAGCCUGCUCUGAGGCUCACAGAGUCGGUGUUGAGACAAGAUUACGCCUGGGGAUCCCUGGUCCCAGCUCAUCCUCCCCUGGGACUCGGUCCCCCUGGAGAGCUGUUGCCACCAGAGGCAGCCACUCCAUUGUCACUGCUCUGGCCAGGCCAGCAGUGGUGACAGCAGCUGUCCCUGUUUGCAGGGGGAAACUGAUUUCCCCACGGAGCCACAGGGAACAGGAUCUGGUGAGCUCCAGUUCCCUGCUAGGGAGGGCGUGUAACUGUGCCCUCAAAGGGCAGAAGUUGCUCUCAGUGUUGUCAAAUAAUGACUCAUUUCUGAUGGAAGUUUGAGGGCGCAGGCGGCGCCAGCGCAGGGACCGCCCGGGCGCUGCAUCACAGCCUCGGCAGCAGAGAAAUCAGGAAAUCGGCCCCAGCUCUGCCGGGGAGCUGCUCUCGCACGUAGUGCUCGGCUCUGUGUAGGACAGAGACUGCCCAGGAGCUCAGGGAUCCCAGCCCAGGCUCAGCUGUGAGCUUCCCUGGCCCCGCCGUCCCCGGCCCCUCAUGGGCACCACUGAGAAGCACUGGCCCCCCGGCACGCAGUGUGUCACCAAGCAUGACCACAGCAAGCCCAAGCCCCGGGAGCUGGCCUUCCGCAAGGGGGACAUGGUCACCAUCAUCGAGGCCGUGGAGCUGGUUCCACGGGAAGAUCUCGGGGCUGGAGGCGGUGCAGGAGCUGCAGCCCCCCGAGGAUGGGCUGUUCCUGGUGCGUGAGUCUGUGCGGCACCCCGGGGACUACGUGCUGUGCGUGAGCUUUGGCAAGGAGGUGAUCCACUACCGCGUGGUGCACGAGGAGAACACGCUCAGCAUCGACAGCCAGCAGUACUUCUCCAACCUCAUUGACAUGAUUGAGCAUUACAUGAAGGAGCAGGGAGCCAUCUGCACCAAGCUGGUGAAGCCCAAAACAAAAUCUGGGAUGAAGUCAGCUGAGGAGGAGUUGGCCAAAGCUGGCUGGUUGCUGAACCUGAAGCACCUCACACUGGGAGAGCGCAUUGGGCAAGGCGAGUUUGGAGAUGUCCUGCAGGGCGAGUACUUGGGGCAGAGGGUGGCUGUGAAGAACAUCAAGUGUGAUGUGACUGCCCAGGCCUUCCUCGCUGAAACAGCUGCCAUGACGAAGGUCCGGCACAAAAACCUGGUGUGUUUGCUGGGAGUGAUCCUGCACAAUGGCCUCUACAUUGUCAUGGAGUUCAUGAGCAAGGGAAACCUGGUGAACUUCCUGCGCACACGGGGCCGGGCGCUUGUCUCAACCCAGCAGCUCCUCCUGUUCUCUCUGGAUGUGGCUCAAGGCAUGGACUACCUUGAGUCCAAGAAGUUGGUGCACCGGGACCUGGCUGCGCGCAACAUCCUCAUCUCCGAGGAGAAUGUGGCCAAAGUGAGCGACUUCGGCUUGGCCCGGGUCAACCCCAAGGGUGCAGAUGCCACAUUGCUCCCUGUGAAGUGGACGGCACCAGAGGCCCUGAAACACAAUAAAUUCUCCUCCAAGUCGGACGUGUGGAGCUACGGGAUCCUCCUGUGGGAAACCUUUUCCUUUGGACGGGCACCCUACCCCAAGCUGGCCCUGAAGGAGGUGACGGAGCUGCUGGAGCAGGGGUACCGCAUGGACGCCCCCGAGGGCUGCCCUCCCACCGUCUAUGCCCUGAUGAAGAGCUGCUGGGAGCUGGAGCCAGGCAAGCGCCCGUCCUUCAAGAAACUCACAGAGAAGCUGCAGAAGGAGCUGAAGCACCUGAGGGACAUUUAACCCCCAUCCUGCUACCAGGACACAGGACCUGAAGCCCCUAGACCCUCCAGGGUUGCAAAUGGCAGGGCAAGAGGGGCCAGGAACAGGAAGGCCUGUGGUGCUGCCCUCUCCCUGUGGAGAUGGGGGAGCAGCCUCCCUCCAUCCCAGCAUGGUCCUUCCACCCACCACACAGCCCAGACAAGGUUGCCAUGGGAUUGAUCUCCCCUGGCCCACCACAGUGGGGAGCACAGACCCCAAGGCAGCCAAGCCCACAGCCCUGUGCUCAGCCCCAGGAGCAGAUGCUGUGUGUGGGGUCCCUUCAAGCUGCAAGUCCCAGUGCUGGGAGACAGGACUGGACAUCUCCACUCGCUGGGGGAUGAGACCCCACCCUGACUCAGCCCUGCCCCAGCGCCCAGCCCCACACGGGGAUGCUGGCACAGCCAGAUAACCACAUGGAUUUGGGCUUUUUGAUUAAACCAAAGAAUCUAGUUCAACAGCA
Messenger RNA from Zonotrichia albicollis (white-throated sparrow), 3089 nucleotides. Lineage: Eukaryota; Metazoa; Chordata; Aves; Passeriformes; Passerellidae. The record is from RefSeq and is a predicted model, not a curated record.